AUGUCUACCGAAAAGAUUUCUUUCUUGCUUAAUUGGCAGCCAACUCCAUACCAUAUUCCUAUCUAUAUUGCCCAAACCAAGGGCUACUUCAAGGAACAAGGUAUUGAUGUUUCAAUCUUGGAGCCAUCCAACCCUUCUGAUGUUACUGAGCUCAUUGGUUCUGGAAAAAUUGACAUGGGAUUGAAGGCUAUGGUUCACACUUUGGCUGCAAAAGCCAGAGGUUUCCCUGUCACAUCAAUUGGUUCCUUGUUAGACGAACCAUUCACUGGGGUCUUGUAUUUGGAAGGUUCUGGAAUCACUGCAGACUUCCAAUCUUUGAAAGGAAAGAGAAUUGGCUACGUUGGUGAGUUUGGCAAGAUCCAAAUCGACGAAUUGACCAAACACUACGGAAUGACUCCAGAAGACUAUACCGCUGUGAGAUGUGGCAUGAAUGUAGCUAAGUACAUUAUCGAAGGUUCCAUCGAUGCUGGUAUUGGUAUUGAAUGUAUUCAGCAAGUCGAAUUGGAAGACUAUCUAAGAAAACAAGGAAGGCCAAUUUCUGAUGCUAAGAUGUUGAGAAUCGACAAGUUGGCUGAACUUGGGUGCUGUUGUUUCUGUACUAUCUUGUACAUUGCAAAUGACAACUUCUUAAAAGAGAACCCUGAAAAGAUUAGAAAGUUUUUGAAGGCGGUGAAGAAUGCUACCGACUUUGUUCUCACUAACCCCAAGCAGGCUUGGGAGGAGUACAGCGACUUCAAGCCGCAGAUGACUUCGGAAUUGAACAACAAAAUGUUCGAAAGAUGUUUCGCCUACUUCUCAGACUCAUUGUACAAUGUACAUCGUGACUGGAAGAAGGUAACUGCCUAUGGUAAGAGAUUGGAUAUCAUUCCUCAGGAUUUCCAGUCCAACUAUUCGAACGAGUACUUGUCUUGGCCAGAACCAAAGGAAGCUGAGGACCCAUUGGAAGUUCAAAGGAAGAUGGCUGUUCACCAGGAUGAAUGUAAAGCUUGUGGAGGUUACAGAAGAUUGGUUCUUUCGUAG
Messenger RNA from Scheffersomyces stipitis CBS 6054, 1020 nucleotides. It is a transcript of the gene THI13, whose product is annotated as 4-amino-5-hydroxymethyl-2-methylpyrimidine phosphate synthase. Gene Ontology annotation, biological process: thiamine biosynthetic process. Bases 1 to 1020 code for a protein of 339 amino acids. The transcript has a single exon. Lineage: Eukaryota; Fungi; Ascomycota; Pichiomycetes; Serinales; Debaryomycetaceae. The record is from RefSeq and is a predicted model, not a curated record.